GAGAUAACUUGCGACCAAAGCACGCUUCUUUGUCAGUACUUGUUUCCUUCACUGUUACUUUACCAAAAUAAAAAAAAACACCAGUUCGAACUUCCAUGGCGGAAAGGAGAAAUGGCGAAUGAUAUACAGUAAUGGGAUGGGAGCCAAGAAAAGCAUUCAUGCCGGCAACGCCAAGGUAGACUUCAAUGUUGAUUUCACCCACAAACUAUGUGCUGCUUUGAUGCUUCAUCCUUUCAGAAAUGCUAGUGGAGAGAACUCACUUUCACUUAUAAUUGGAAGCCUUUGCGUUAAGCAUCCGAAUUUAUUUGGACAAGGUGAAAAGCUUCAUUUCUUGUGGGAUAAAGGUCUUCGUGAUUCGAACAUCUUGUUUACUUAUCGGAAACCGAAAUCGGAGUGGCUUUUACAGCAUGGCUUCACCAUUCAGCACACUCUGUCUCCGGAGUUGGGAAUUCAUGGAAUCCCUGUUGACAACUUAUCUCGUAUAGUGAGUGGAGGUGUUAAUCUCUCUCGUUUCUCUGCUGGUGUGGAUUUAGUCGAGCCUGCAAAUAACAAUUGGAGCAUUAAAACCAGUGUCAAGUUUGAGCAUGUUCGUCCAGUCAACGACGAUGGCCGCUCUAUUAGUAGAGAUCUUCAUGGAUUACCCGUGACUUGCAGCGGUGGCUACUAUGAUAGUAUGGUUGUAGUCAAACAAGAAUCUCGAUAUGCAGAGGCGAGCGAUCGCACUUUUUCUCAGUUUAGUCUGCAAAUAGAACAGGGAAUUGCUAUUCUUUCGAAGUGGCUGAUCUUCAAUAAGUUCAAGUUUGUUGCAUCGAAGGGAUUAAAGCUGGGACCCGCAUUUCUUCUAACAAGCCUCACGGGAGGGUCCAUCGUAGGAGAUAUAGCUCCUUAUCAAGCCUUUACAAUAGGCGGACAGGGUAGUGUACGUGGCUACGCUGAAGGUGCAGUUGGAUCUGGUCGAUCUUGCCUAAUUGCUAACAGUGAACUCACAUUCUCACUGAACCCAAUGGUAGAUGGUGUUGCUUUCUUGGACUGUGGAUCUGAUAUGGGCACUGGUCGUCUUGUGCCUGGAAAUCCUGGUCUUAGGCAUGGUAAACCAGGGCAUGGACUCGGUGUUGGAUAUGGGGUUCGAUUAAAAUCUCGUGUCGGAUACUUUCAGGUCGAUUAUGCUGUCAAUGCAUUUCAGCAGAGAACUGUGUAUAUCAAGUUUAGCAACAUUUCUUGAUCAACUCUUUGCAAUAUAUAUAUAUAUAUAUACAUCCCUUUCCCACAUAUAUAAAUAUGAUCUGGGAUUUGAUUUUGACAUACUAUUCAUGAAUUAUCAAGAAAUAGAUACACAUUUUGGAAAUCACUGCAGAUUUUGUGAAUCAAAUAGAUACAGAUUUUAUUUUCGUGUUUUCUGAAAAUAUUGACUAAACGCUAUUGUUUAUAGUCAAUAUUAUAUGUAUUAAAUCGACCUCUCGAUGAUGUACCGUUUGUGUGUAAAUUUAAAGCUACUGUCGAUUUUCUUGUUAA
Messenger RNA from Erythranthe guttata (spotted monkey flower), 1512 nucleotides. Its product is annotated as Outer membrane OMP85 family protein. The record is from RefSeq and is a predicted model, not a curated record. Gene Ontology annotation, biological process: chloroplast organization; embryo development ending in seed dormancy. Gene Ontology annotation, cellular component: outer membrane. Lineage: Eukaryota; Viridiplantae; Streptophyta; Magnoliopsida; Lamiales; Phrymaceae.